CCCAUCCCAUCACCAUCGAUUCGUCCUUUCGUGUUGCUGUCAGGCUCUUCCUUCUUCCGGUGGUAUCCGGCGGAGAAGGGAAUUUUUCUCGUUCUUUCUCUCUCCUCUGCGCUUCAGCGUAGCUUCUUGUUCUCCUCGUCCUCCAGAGAGAGAGAGAGAGAGAGAGAAAGAGAGAAGAGAGCGACAAUGUUGUCUGCUGUGGGCGAUGCGAAGAGGGAGGGGCAGCGGGAGGAUGUGGACACUGUGUUUGCCUCUCGCUAUGUGCAGGUUGGGCUUCCCAAGUUCCGUAUGCCGGACUCCGAGACGCCUAAGGACGUUGCCUAUCAAGUGAUUCACGAUGAGCUGCUUUUGGAUGGAAAUCCUCGGCUGAAUCUGGCCUCGUUCGUGACCACGUGGAUGGAGCCCGAAUGCGACAAGCUGAUUCUGGAGGCUAUCAACAAGAACUACAUUGACAUGGACACGUAUCCUAUCUCGACGGAGUUGCAAGACCGCUGUGUGAACAUGAUCGCCCGCCUUGUUAACGCUCCCAUCAAGGACGGCGAGCCCGCCGUUGGCGCUGGGUGCAUCGGGUCCUCGGAGGCGAUUAUGCUCGCCGGGUUGGCGUUCAAGAGGAAGUGGCAGAACAAGCGCAAGGAACAGGGACUGCCGUACGACAAGCCCAACCUCGUGACGGGGGCGAACGUGCAAGUGUGCUGGGAGAAGUUCGCGCGCUACUUUGAGGUGGAGCUGAGGGAGGUGAAGCUGAGAGAAGGCUAUUACAUCAUGGACCCGGUGAAGGCCGUGGAGCUGGUCGAUGAGAACACCAUCUGCGUGGCCGGCAUUCUCGGCAGCACGUACAACGGCGAGUUCGAGGACAUCAAGUUGCUGAACGAUCUCUUGGUGGAGAAGAACGCGCAGACCGGAUGGGACACGCCCAUCCACGUGGACGGCGCCAGCGGCGGUUUCAUCGCCCCGUUCAUUUACCCGGACCUGGAGUGGGAUUUCCGUCUGCCUCUCGUGAAGAGCAUCAACCUCAGCGGGCACAAGUACGGGCUCGUGUACGCUGGUGUAGGGUGGGUUGUGUGGAGGAGCAAGGAGGAUCUGCCCGAGGAGCUCAUCUUCCAUGUCAAUUACCUUGGCACCGAUCAGCCGACUUUCACUCUCAACUUCUCCAAGGGCGCCAGCCAUCUCAUUGCGCAGUAUUAUCAGUUCAUYCGCCUCGGUCAUAACGGAUACAAGCGCGUGAUGCAAAACUGCAGAGAGAAUGCCUUGUACCUGCGCGAUUCCGUCGAGGCGACGGGGUAUUUCAACAUUCUGUCGAAGAGAGAGGGUGUUCCUCUUCUCGCGUUCUCGCUCAAGGACAGACGCCACUUUGACGAGUAUGAUUUGGCGGACAAUCUGAAGAGAUUCGGAUGGAUUCUGCCAGCGUACACGAUGGCGCCGGACGCUGAGCACGUGACGCUCCUCCGUGCUGUGGUGCGAGAGGACUUCAGCAGAACCCUGGCUGAUCGACUUGUGCGCGACAUCAUCCGCACCAUUGAUUACCUCAAGAAUCGUGCUGCUAAAUCGGCUCCGCUCGUUCCAAUCAAACCUCUCCCCACUGGGGAUAAGGUAGCAAGAAUUGGACACGAGUUUCUGCGACGAUUGAGGGAGAAGGCGGCGUCCUCAAGGUCGCAGGGAGUCUGCUAGUCCGCACCAUCUCCCGCCUACAGUCCCAUCUUUCUCUCAUUAGAUCGUAUACAUCGCGCUGCUGAAACCAUAGUUGUAUUACCCCUGAGCGGCGUCUUCUCUUUAUCGUCUGACUCUCUCCGUCUGUCUUUUUAUGAUUUGAUCUUUGUCUCUCUUGUUCUUAUUGACAUCGUGUGUACACCGCAUUAUUCCAUUAAUUUAUCUGCUCAAGCGUCUUCUUUGCUUCGCCAUCUCUUUCAGCGUCCUCUCUCUCUUUCUGUCUCGUUGGUGAUCUCUAUGCCGUGUCUGGUCAUUCACUGUUCCUAGGACGUCGUCUCUCUAUAAUUGUCUGACUCACUUCCGUCCUAUUCUCUCUCCUCUCUCUCUCUGUGUCUCGUUGGCGAUCUCUCCACGCUGUCGUGCCGGGUGAUCCACAGCCCCACUUAGCACCAACGAUCACUUCCUCAGCGCAUCAUCGCCACUGUCAAUUCUCUAUAUCUAUGGGACACAUUCCCGCCGUCGUACUCUCUUGCCAACGCUUUCCUUUCUUUAUUAUCAUUCCCGGUUUCGCCGAUGCUGACUUCAACGUAGUAUUUUUACUAAGUUGUAGUUUUAUUCUGUAUUUUCUAGAAAAUAGUUCUCUGUUUUGGGUAUCCGUCCGAAUCUUCUAUUUUUUUUUCUGAACUUCACCACCAUUAUUAUCAUAUUUUGCAUUCCGAAUCUUGUAAUUUCCACCGUAAUUAGUUUUAUUAUCUCGGCGAGUGUUGUUCAUUAUUGAACACCGGUGUUAAUAAUCCGUAUGCGGUAGUCGGUGGUAGAUCCUUCGCCUAACGGACUAUUUGUCUCUUGUAAGGAGCCGCUAGCUCCAUUUUCCAGAGAGAUACUUAUUAUUAUUAUUAUUUUUUUUUUUAUACCCAGAGAGAUACUUAUCGGGACGCUCUAGCUCCUCAUUUUCACAUAGACGUUCGUCAUCGUAUAUUGUUGGCAGCCGCUAGCUCCUUGACCUUAAUGAGGACAUAGCUGUUUAUCUUUUCUUUGCUAUCGUGAUGGUAAAUGGCAGGUGCUCUGCUUAGGUUGAGUAGUACGUUGGCAUCAGGGUCGGUCAUGGCUUUUUUUUGGCCCCCAUGGCGUUGAUUGACCUGCGGAAGUUCAUUUCAUUGCGCUGAUCGAGUGGGAAGAGAUUCAUUCCGAGAGCACCUCUUUUUUGUUUUUUUUUUGUUUUUUUGUUUAUCCUUGUUGUUUUCGUUUUUAUUUGCUCGCGGCUAUGGUCGGACUGAC
Molecule: messenger RNA, 2925 nt
Organism: Chara braunii
Lineage: Eukaryota; Viridiplantae; Streptophyta; Charophyceae; Charales; Characeae
Source: the annotation of a GenBank genome assembly